AUGACAGAAGACGAAGACCCCCCAGAAGUAAUCGUGAAGUAUGAUGCAAUUGGACGGAAAAUCAGACUUAAAGGAGAGGGUCCCUACAGCAUCCUAGUCACUGAAGGCCUUGGAAAAAUAUUAGGAUUACAGCCACAUGUACGUACCAAAAAAAGCAACUUUGUCACGGACAUUACAGGAGGAUUCAACACGCUGUAUAUUUAUACAGAUAUUGUAAGCCCGCAGAUAGUGGGUGACUUCUAUGUGCCGUUACUACGUUGUUUACCUGUGCAGGGUAAGGACAACGAAAUAAUCACGACGACCUACGAGCAGCCGCAUUAUGUUACCGUCAACAAACAUUAUAUUGAUACGAUUACUGUAGAAAUCAAAACGGACCAGAAUGAAAACAUAGCUUUUAACCAUGCGCUGACUCCCAAUGCCCCUUUGGAAUUUUUUAUAACGGGACAUGGCGAUCAUUACACGGAUUUAAACAAUACUCUGCUGUAUGUGAGCUGCAAGGUUGUGAAGGCUGACGGCACGGAUAUCGAUGACGGAGCAAGAGUGAGUCUUGUCAACUACCCCAUAGCGUCACUGUUCAAUCAGGUGGAUGUUACAUUAGGCGAUCGUGUGAUUACACAGAGUCACCACUGCUAUGCUUACAGAGGCCUUAUUGAACUUAUUCUGAACUACAGCGGAGAUGCUUUGGGGACCCAGUUUUCAGCGGGUGGCUUUUACAAGGAUGAUGCUACGCUCAUGGAGAACACCUUGCUGACAGCCGCCGACAAACUAUUGAUUAACGGUGUGGAUGUGAACAUUAAACUCUCAAGAAGUAAAAAUGAGUUCUGCCUGAUGAGGGAUGGUAAUGAGAAUUACAAAGUACAGAUCCUGGCAGCGUCUCUCUUUGUAAAGCGUGUAAAAGUAUCACCUGGUGUACGGUUAGGACAUGCGGAGGCUCUGCUGAACUCCAACGCCAAAUAUCCUAUUGACCGUGUUGGUAUGAAAGUUUACAGCAUUCCUGCAGGCAGUCUUGUGUGUAACCAGGAAAACCUAUUUCUAGGGCAGUUACCUAAACAAUUAGUGAUUGGUUUCGUGGACAAUGCCGCAUUUAGUGGUGAUUAUGAAAGAAAUCCUUUCAAUUUCCAGCACUAUAAUGUCAACUUUUGUGCCCUGUAUUGUGACGGUGAACAAAUUCCUGCUAAACCGCUGCAGCCUGAUUAUGAACAUAACCUUUUUGUGAGAGAAUAUAUGCAAUUGUUACAGACGUCUGGCAAAGCAAUGAAAGAUCGAUCUGUGCUAAUCAACCGUGAGGAAUUUAACAAUGGCUAUACUUUAUAUUGUUUUGAUUUGAGCCCCGAUCAAGGCUGCUCAGAGCACUAUUCCCUGAUCAAGAACGGAAACCUCAGAGCAGAAAUUAGAUUUGCUGUACCUCUCCCCAAUACCGUCAACAUGAUACUCUAUGCAAUCUUUGAAAAUCUUAUUGAAAUAAGCCACACAAGGAAUGUAUUGUUUGAUUAUAUGUGA
Messenger RNA from Pantherophis guttatus, 1500 nucleotides. Lineage: Eukaryota; Metazoa; Chordata; Lepidosauria; Squamata; Colubridae. The record is from RefSeq and is a predicted model, not a curated record.